Molecule: messenger RNA, 1923 nt
Organism: Fusarium redolens
Lineage: Eukaryota; Fungi; Ascomycota; Sordariomycetes; Hypocreales; Nectriaceae
Product: major facilitator superfamily domain-containing protein
Exons: 4
Coding region: 1-1455 (484 amino acids)
Biological process (GO): transmembrane transport
Cellular component (GO): membrane
Molecular function (GO): transmembrane transporter activity
Source: RefSeq, a predicted model, not a curated record
AUGUCUGUCGCCAAACAAAAGAAGUGGUAUCACAUCCAGUGGUACUCUGAUACAGAUACCCCGGAAGAGCGCAAGUUCAUUAUUAAACUUGACCUUCUUAUCGUUCCAUAUGCUGUGAUAGCCUACUGGGUGAAGUACAUUGAUCAGUCCAACCUGAAUAAUGCAUACGUUGCGGGCCUCAAAGAGGAUCUGGGCUUUAAGGGCAAUGAACUUGUUCAACUGCAGACAUUCUACAUCAUUGGCGCUGUCUUGGGCCAGAUCCCAUUCUUCUUCCUUCUCACCUACGUCCCCAUCCAUUGGCUGAUCCCUGGAUUGGACGUUUGCUGGGGAAUCUUUACACUACUGCAAUACAGAGUCACGAGCUUUGCUGAGUUGGCAGCUUACAGAUUCCUCGUCGGAUGGUUUGAAGCGGCUUUCUUCCCAACCAUGCACUACCUCUUUGGCUCCUGGUACAAAGGAAACGAAAUUGCACGUAGAGGUGGAAUUUUUUAUGUCGGUCUAUCUCUUGGAACACUCACGGCUGGGUUGAUCCAAGCUGGUGCAUCAGCUCGGCUUGAUGGUGUGAAUGGGUUGGAGGGUUGGCGCUGGAUGUAUAUCAUCUGCGCACUGAUCACCAUUCCAGUUGGUAUUCUGGGGUACUUCAUCAUCCCUGGUACACCUGAUCAGCCGAACCGCCGAGUGUUAAACCAGCAUGACAUAGAUGUUGGUGAACAGCGACUCAAGCGAGCGGGGCAUGGCAGUCACGACAAGAUGAAGUUAGGACAUCUGAAGAAGGUCGUUCUGUCACCCCAAUUCUGGGGCAUCAUUCUCGUUGAUGUCUUAUUCUGGAACGCUGGAACUCACAGUAGCUCUGGCUCGUUCCUCCUUUGGAUCAAGAGUCUGAACCGAUAUUCGAAGGCAAAGGUCAACGAGUUGGGUACCAUCGCACCAGCUUUGGGCAUUUUCUACACUCUCUUUGUUUGCUUUGCAUCAGAUCUUGUGUUGGGACCUGCAUGGGCUAUCACUGUUUCGACUGUCUGGAAUGCUCUUGGACUUAUCAUCCUCACCAUCUGGAACGUCCCCGAAUCAGCGCUUUGGUUCGCAUAUUCGACUAUCUACGCGUCGGUCGCCCUUUCAAGUGUCCUUCAUGGCUGGGUCAAUACGCAACUUCGAGCGUCGCCAGCCGAAAGAUCGUUCACUCUGGUCUUGAUCAACGCUAUCUCACAGUCGACAACAGCCUGGACACCUUUGCUCGUCUUCCCGACUGUCGAAGGACCUCGCUUCCCUAAGGGUUACCCAUUUGCUUUGGGUUGCGCUAUCGGUCUGCUGAUUGCGACGCAUGCCCUUCACCUGUGGCUAAAGCAUCGAGAUCCUCAAGCUGAAGCCCCCAAUCAGAUUGUAUCGGAGGAAACCGGUGAUAUUUCUUCCGAUACUGGGUCUAAGACUGCCAAUUCCAAAACUGCAUCUGUCAACUAAAUAGUCACUGGUUUGUCGCAUGGAAUGAUGUUUUGGGUGGCUUUUCGAUUUGCAUGCCAGAUACUAAAACUGUUGGAGAAAGUGAGAAAUGGGUGGUGGAAAAAACAUAUUCCAGUGUGAACAUGGCCGUAGGAAAGAACGAUAAAGUCCAUGCAAAGUCAUAGGAUACAAAUAGCAUCGUAAUAAAGGACAAUUCGUCGCUUUACUUGCCAAUUGCUGUGAUUCUGCUGAUUGAAUGCUCCUCUACCGGGUAGGCAAUAACGUAGCUGGGAUGCUGGCCAUGACUCGUGAUGAUCGCCCUGUUGCACCCCAAAACAGGGACCAAAACUUCACUAACGACUUUGGGGAAGCCGCUGAAACCCCUGUACACCAUAUCAACUACCGAUACAAACCCUAAUCGCUAACUCUUCGUGAGGAAAGGCAAUCUUGGUGAUGAAUGAGCACGCGAUUAUGAGAUGCUCGUUGCAC